AUGUUAAGAAAUAAUGUCUUGAUUGAUGAAAACGUUUCACCUUCGCCUCCUCAACUUUCUGUAUUAAUAGAUAAAGAAGAGGAAGAAGAAGUAUUGUCACAAGUUACCCCAGUUACAAUUACUAAUGUUCAGACAGAAAUAUCAAAGAUUUUAAUAAGACGGAAAGAGAUAUUAAAAAACUUAUAUCACGUAAAUACAUUACAUGGAACAACUGGUAUUACAGUUGGAACUAUAGGUCAUCAAAUAUCUAACACAAAUUGGAGACUGAGAUCAUGUCGGAUCUUUUUUAACAUAUUAAAACAAAAUAAACCUGUUACAGAAUUAGCUUUUUGA
Diversispora eburnea is the source of this 333-nucleotide messenger RNA. Lineage: Eukaryota; Fungi; Glomeromycota; Glomeromycetes; Diversisporales; Diversisporaceae. The record is from the annotation of a GenBank genome assembly.